AUGCGUGUGCACGCCUUCUUACUGCCUUUGAUUGCGCUCUCUGUCGAUGCUGUCAAACCUUACUGCCCUCUGCUCGGGCCGAUAUUCCCACCCCCGAGAUCUCUCGUCAACAGCCCGGAAAUAGCAGCAGCUAAGAGACAAAUUACUCUUGUCAUCGAAGAUGCUAUCAGUGCAGGCAAUCUCACCGAUUCAAUCUCGCUCCAAAUAUUCUCCGGGAGCGACAAUGAUUCAAUUUUCCGAUACUCUUACUCGGCUCCUGUUACUUCAAGUGCAACAAUGGGUGUCAAGAAGGUGUCGGAGGAUACCGUCUUUCGCAUCGGAAGCGGCUCCAAACUAUGGACGAUGUUUAUGUUCCUUCUGGAAACUGACGGCGACGUUUUCACUGACCCAAUUACGAAAUACGUCCCCAGUCUAUCGACCACUUCCAACGCCACCCGCAAAUUCACAGGCAAAAUAGACCAUAUCCAGUGGGACGGUGUGACUGUCGGAGAGCUAGCAAGUCACCUCGCUGGCAUCCCAAGAGACUACGGAUUCGGCGACAUGGCUGUCACAGAGACUGCGCUUCAAAAGCUCGAGAAAAUGGGCUUCCCCGUUCUUCAAGGGUCUGAGAUACCACCAUGUGGACGUGAGAGCGCCUGUAGUGGGGCAAAUUUUAUCAACGGAAUGCUCGAGUCGCAUCCGCUCGUGACUACUUCCUGGACUCCCAUCUACUCAAACGCAGCCUAUGAAAUUCUGGGGUACGCGCUCGAGAACGUCACAGGGAAGUCUUAUCGGAUCUUAUUGGAAGAGGGUCUUAUCGAGCCGCUUGGCUUGACACGUUCAAGCUAUAGCAAGCCCGAUGACAAGUAUGGCGUUAUUCCGGGUACAUGGACCGAGAAUUACUGGAACGUCACAGUCGGCGACGAAACCCCUGCGGGAGGGUUGUACUCCUCUGCAAAGGACAUGGCUGCGGUCGGUCGGGCGAUCCUGAAACACACUCUGUUGACUGCCGCCGAGACAAGACGAUGGAUGAAGCCAUCUUCUCACACUGCCUCUCUGGAUGCCAGCAUUGGUCAUCCAUGGGAGAUUCUAUCGCUUUCGGAGCCCCGUGUCAUUGAUCUCUAUACCAAAUCCGGGGAUCUAGGCUGGUACUCGUCUAUGCUCGCCCUGUCUCCCGACCACAACGCUGGCUUCACUAUUCUUUCCGCUGGUGAAACAUCAACUGCUACAGUCACCCUUCUCUCGGAUCAAAUUACAGAUGUCCUCAUCCCAGCACUUGAGGCAGCCGCCAAGAGCCAAGCUCAGAAAAGGUUUGCAGGAACAUACAGUCUGGGAGGCUCGAACAUUACAAUUUCCUCCGAGGAAGAGGCUCCGGGCUUGAAAGUUUCCGCUUGGAACCUUGCAUCGAACAACAUGUUCGAUACGAUUGCCUCUCUCAAGUCGUCAGACCCUUCUUCGAUUGACAUCCGGUUGUAUCCCAGCGGUAUUGAAGUGCCCGGACAAAUCGGCUUUCAAGCAGUAAUACAAUCCCUGCCAGCUACCAAAAGCACCGGCUUAUUCUCUGGAGCUUGCAUAACUUGGGAAACUAAUGACGCACUCGUAUAUGGACAUGUUGGACUGGAUUCGUUUCUCUUCAAUGUUAAUCGUGAAGGUCAAGCCGUAAGUGUGGUUCCAAGAGCCCUACGACUUUCUCUUCCAAGGCUGUAG
This is a messenger RNA of Penicillium atrosanguineum, 1686 nucleotides long. Its product is annotated as serine hydrolase domain-containing protein. The coding region runs from base 1 to 1686 and encodes 561 amino acids. The transcript is spliced from 4 exons. NCBI's taxonomy places the organism in Eukaryota, Fungi, Ascomycota, Eurotiomycetes, Eurotiales, Aspergillaceae. The record is from RefSeq and is a predicted model, not a curated record.